Molecule: messenger RNA, 2880 nt
Organism: Hirsutella rhossiliensis
Lineage: Eukaryota; Fungi; Ascomycota; Sordariomycetes; Hypocreales; Ophiocordycipitaceae
Product: frag1/DRAM/Sfk1 family domain-containing protein
Exons: 8
Coding region: 1-2880 (959 amino acids)
Biological process (GO): GPI anchor biosynthetic process; fungal-type cell wall organization
Cellular component (GO): endoplasmic reticulum
Source: RefSeq, a predicted model, not a curated record
AUGGCGGGCAAAUACAAGGACAAGGACGGCGGCGUCGUCCUCAGCUUCGGCGGCCACUGGGUCAGCUGGGCGCAUACCGUCGUGGCCUAUGCUGCUUUUCUGAGCGCCUUUGUCGUCGGUGUCGGGCUACACUACCGCAAGAUUGUCCAGAAUGAGUUCUACGGAUACCCCGACGAAUGGUUCCCCUCCGUCUCAGCGACGAUUGGCGAUCGAUACCCCGAGCGAUCCUUCUUUAUGAUCUUCAUUGCUAUAACCUCCGGCCCUCGCUUCGCUCUCGUCGGCUUGUGGUAUCUCCUGACGCGGAAGCCCGGUUCCAAGCUCCCCGGCUUCGUUGCCAGCAUGGGCUUCCUGCGCACUCUCACUUGCGGUGGCUGGACCUACAUCACCUCGACCGACGACCACGACUGGCAUGACAUCUUGAUGAUUUCCUACAUUGUCGCCACCCUGCCCUGGACAACCGGCUGCAUCGCCUUGAGCCCUGCCAACCCGCAGGCCAUCAAGUACCGCAAGUAUCUUGCCGGCGCCUUCUUCGGCACCCUCGUCCCUCUGGUCUACUUCUUCAUUCGGCACAAGGUCCAUCGUGUUGCCGGAGCUUACACCAUCUAUGCCUUCUUUGAGUGGGCCUUGAUCCUCUUUGAUGUGGCAUUCGAUGCCGUCACCGCUCUCGACUUUGACACUUUUGAAGUCGUGGUAAGAGAUGUCAAGGGAUCAAGCAAGGGUGACAACUUUUCGUCCGUGCCGUCUGCCGUCUUGGAAAAGGAGAAGCACAAAGCAACCGGCGGCGUCUUUGCCCUCCGUUUUACCUGGUCUGAGGCACUGGAUACCGCAGCCUGUGUCUACCACGGCUUCAUCUUCUGGACUAUGCUGACCAGCUUGGGUCUUCUUGUUUGGUACUUCCCCCUCUGGCACAUGGGAAUUUCCGGCUAUGAAGCUUUCGUCAUGGUUUCCGUCUCUCCGGCUCUUCUGGCCGGCCCACUCCGACCCGUCAUUCUGGGCAACCUUCGCAUCAUCCACUUGCUCUCACUUGCCGGCGUCGCGGCAUAUCUGGUUGUAAACCCGGUCUACCGCCUCUUCAUCGUCGGCUUCGGCGUUGCCAUGUCGACUUUGGGCUGGGUUGCGUCGCUCCAUGCCGAGUCUGCCCACGAAGUCCGGUUCGAGUCCAAGUUACUCGGGCUGAUGGUGGGCCUAAUCCUAUCCUCGACGGCCAAGUUCGCCUGGCAGACAAAUAACCCCGUGUGGCCCGUCAUGCAUGCUGCCAAUGGCGGCUGGAACGCCACUGGCCUUGUCCUUGGUCUCUUGGCUGCGCUGCGAUUCACGCGCAAGGCGCCCCUGACGAGCGGCUCCCCGCCAGGAGGGAAGCAGGGCGGCUCCGCGGCCCUUGCAGCCUGCGGAGUUGGCGGCCUGUUCUUUGGUCUUCACUCCCUCCUCUCUGAUACAAGCACCAUGAUAUUAUGGGUGUGGGAAGGGUUCCCCAUCCGCGGCCCCUACUUUUCCACCCAUGGCUGGAUCACUGUCGCUGCCAUGUCGGCCGGCCUCUUUGUUGGCAUCUCGAGGCCUGCGCUGGCGGGUAGCUGGCGGCAAUAUGCCGUGGGCAAACUUGGCGCCAUUGUGUUGACUUUAUUCAGCCAUUGGCUGGGGUACUUUGGAGGCGUAGUCCUCGCUGCCUAUCUGAUGGCCGUCUCGGUACCCCUGAUUUCCACAGCGUCCAAGAAAAGCCCGGCCGUGACGUUUGGGCUGGGCUUUUUCAUCUACGUCUUCUUGGUUCUGUUCCAUGUCUGGGUCGUCGCCUACGCCUUUGUCCCCGGCGGCCCUCUUGUGCGCGAACAUACCGACUGGAUCAUGGUGGCGAUGAUGGGGUUCAUUGGUGCAGGCGUCUUCAACUUUAAUGCCUCGCAGCCGAAGCGCCAGCAGCCUCGGCGGUCUUCCCAGUCGCAGCACAAGAAGUACUACGGCGUGUCUGCGCUCGUCGUCAACAUUCUCUUUUUGUGCGCGGCUUUCAUGCGGUUCCCUACCAACGACUACAAGCCGUACCACCCGCAAGACCGUGUUUUGACUGCCGGUAUCUGGACCAUUCACUUUUCUCUGGAUAAUGACAUGUGGUCUUCCGAGCACCGCAUGCGCGACCUGAUCAAGGAGAUGGAGCUGGAUGUCGUCGGCCUCUUGGAGUCGGACUUGCAGCGCAUCAUCAUGGGCAACCGAGACACGACGCAGUUCCUCGCAGAGGAUCUCGGCAUGUACGUCGACUACGGGCCCGGACCCAACAAGCACACCUGGGGUGCCGCCCUGCUGUCCAAAUUCCCCAUUGUCGAGUCCAAGCACCACCUCCUGCCCAGCCCGGUGGGCGAGCUGGCGCCGGCUAUUCAUGCAACGCUCGACGUUUACGGUGAACUGGUCGACGUCUUCGUCUUCCACUCGGGCCAAGAGGAGGAUCCCGAGGACCGGCGCCUGCAGUCAGAGUAUCUGGCCAAACUCAUGGGUUCGACACCUCGCCCGGCAUUCCUCCUCAGUUACUUGGUGACGAAGCCCCUCGAGGGCAACUACAACACGUACGUCAGCGACAAGUCGGGCAUGCACGACAUUGACGCGUCGGACUGGGACCGCUGGUGCGAGUACAUCCUGUACAAGGGCCUCAGGCGCGUGGGCUACGCGCGCGUCAGCCGCAGCACCAUUACCGACACGGAGCUGCAGGUUGGCAAGUUUGUCAUCCCGCAGUCUUCGUCAGAGGCGGCACAGCUGGAGGCGCGGCCGUCGGAGCAGCGCGACCGCCGCGUGCAGGAGUCUGAGGUGCCCGAGGGAUGGAGGUUCCCGAGCCUGUUUAGGGGCGAGGGCGUGAGGGGCCACCGAUACCAUGUGUUUGAUGAGCCGCGGUACUACAACUGA